GUGGCAGGGGUCACCCACUGCUCUUCCGGACGCAAUUUUGAGGAGGUCGGAGCUGAAGGACGUCGUGGCGAUUGCUAGCGCUGGGGUGCCACACUUAGGCUGAGCUGCAGGUUUUCGCACAGCCGCGAGUUAACCUCUGCUUGCACCAGAGGCCUCGUCCUAAUCCACCUCGGCUGACGGCGCGGGAUCCCUGGCUCCGCGAGCCUCGGCCUCACCAUGUGUGUCAGGAGCUGUUUCCAGUCCCCCCGUCUCCAGUGGGUGUGGAGGACAGCCUUCCUGAAACACACCCAGCGCAGGCACCAGGGGUCCCACCGAUGGACGCACCUUGGAGGCAGCACCUACAGAGCGGUGAUUUUCGACAUGGGCGGAGUUCUCAUUCCUUCUCCAGGGAGAGUCGCUGCAGAAUGGGAGGUACAGAAUCGUAUCCCUUCUGGAACUAUAUUAAAGGCCUUGAUGGAAGGUGGUGAAAAUGGGCCCUGGAUGAGAUUUAUGAGAGCAGAAAUAACAGCAGAGGGUUUUUUACGAGAAUUUGGGAGACUUUGCUCUGAAAUGUUAAAGACCUCCGUGCCUGUGGACUCAUUUUUCUCUCUGCUGACCAGUGAGCGAGUGGCAAAGCAGUUCCCAGUGAUGACUGAGGCCAUAACUCAAAUUCGGGCAAAAGGUCUUCAGACUGCAGUCUUGAGCAAUAAUUUUUAUCUUCCCAACCAGAAAAGCUUUUUGCCCCUGGACCGGAAACAGUUUGAUGUGAUCGUGGAGUCCUGCAUGGAAGGGAUCUGUAAGCCAGACCCUAGGAUCUACAAGCUGUGCUUGGAGCGGCUCGGCCUGCAGCCCUCUGAGUCCAUCUUUCUUGAUGACCUUGGACCAAAUCUAAAAGAAGCUGCCAGACUUGGUAUUCACACCAUUAAGGUUAAUGACCCAGAGACUGCAGUAAAGGAAUUAGAAGCUCUCUUGGGUUUUACAUUGAGAGUAGGUGUUCCAAGCACUCGGCCUGUGAAAAAGACGAUGGAAAUUCCAAAAGAUUCCUUGCAGAAGUACCUCAAAGACUUACUGGGUAUCCAGACCACAGGCCCACUGGAACUACUUCAGUUUGAUCACGGGCAGUCAAAUCCAACUUACUACAUCAGGCUGGCUAAUCGUGAUCUAGUUCUGAGGAAGAAGCCCCCAGGGACACUCCUUCCAUCUGCCCAUGCCAUAGAGAGGGAGUUCAGGAUUAUGAAAGCCCUUGCAAAUGCUGGAGUACCUGUCCCUAACGUUCUUGAUCUCUGUGAAGAUUCAAGUGUCAUUGGCACCCCCUUCUAUGUGAUGGAGUACUGCCCAGGUCUCAUCUACAAAGACCCUUCCCUGCCAGGCUUGGAGCCCAGCCACAGGCGAGCCAUAUACACUGCCAUGAACACAGUCCUGUGCAAAAUUCACAGUGUGGAUCUGCAGGCUGUGGGACUUGAAGACUAUGGGAAGCAAGGGGACUAUAUUCCACGCCAGGUACGAACCUGGGUUAAGCAGUAUCGAGCUUCCGAAACUAGCACCAUCCCAGCCAUGGAGAGGCUGAUCGAAUGGCUGCCCCUCCAUCUUCCCCGUCAGCAGAGGACCACAGUGGUGCACGGGGACUUCAGGCUCGACAACCUGGUGUUUCAUCCAGAAGAGCCAGAGGUGCUUGCUGUCCUUGACUGGGAACUUUCUACCUUGGGCGACCCCCUUGCCGAUGUGGCCUACAGCUGCCUGGCUCAUUACCUGCCGUCCAGUUUUCCCGUGCUGAGAGGUAUUAAUGACUGUGACUUGACACAGCUGGGAAUCCCUGCUGCAGAGGAGUAUUUCAGGAUGUACUGUCUCCAAAUGGGGCUCCCUCCCACUGAGAACUGGAACUUCUAUAUGGCUUUUUCCUUUUUCCGUGUGGCUGCAAUCCUACAGGGAGUCUACAAGCGAUCACUCACAGGGCAAGCAAGCUCCACAUAUGCGGAACAAACUGGAAAGCUGACCGAAUUUGUGUCUAACCUGGCGUGGGAUUUCGCAGUCAAAGAAGGGUUCCGGGUUUUCAAAGAGAUGGCCUUCACAAAUCCGUUAACAAGGUCCUACCACAUGUGGGCCAGGCCCCAGUCCCAGUGGUGCCCCACAGGCAGCAGGAGUUAUAGCUCCGUUCCAGAAGCUUCCCCAGCUCAUACCUCAAGGGGAGGUCUGGUUAUCUCUCCAGAGAGCCUCUCUCCACCUGUCAGAGAGCUGUAUCACCGGCUGAAGCACUUCAUGGAGCAACGUGUGUACCCUGCGGAGCCAGAGCUGCAGAGUCACCAGGCCUCAGCAGCCAGGUGGAGCCCCUCCCCACUGAUCGAAGACCUCAAGGAGAAAGCCAAAGCUGAAGGACUUUGGAACCUUUUCCUACCCUUAGAGGCUGAUCCCGAGAAAAAAUACGGAGCAGGACUGACCAAUGUGGAAUAUGCACAUCUGUGUGAGCUCAUGGGAACGUCCCUGUAUGCCCCCGAGGUAUGUAACUGCUCUGCACCUGACACGGGCAACAUGGAGCUGCUGGUGAGGUAUGGCACUGAAGUGCAGAAGGCUCGCUGGCUGAUUCCUCUGCUGGAGGGGAAAGCCCGCUCCUGUUUUGCUAUGACCGAGCCCCAGGUUGCCUCUUCAGAUGCCACCAACAUUGAGGCUUCCAUCAGAGAGGAGGACAGCUUCUAUGUCAUAAACGGUCACAAAUGGUGGAUCACAGGCAUCCUGGAUCCUCGUUGCCAACUCUGUGUGUUUAUGGGAAAAACAGACCCACAUGCACCAAGACACCGGCAGCAGUCUGUGCUCUUGGUUCCCAUGGAUACCCCAGGGAUAAAAAUCAUCCGGCCUCUGACGGUGUAUGGACUGGAAGAUGCACCAGGUGGCCAUGGUGAAGUCCGAUUUGAGCACGUGCGUGUGCCCAAAGAGAACAUGGUCCUGGGCCCUGGCCGAGGCUUUGAGAUCGCCCAGGGCAGACUGGGCCCCGGCAGGAUCCAUCACUGCAUGAGGCUGAUUGGGUUCUCAGAGAGGGCCCUGGCACUCAUGAAGGCCCGCGUGAAGUCCCGCGUGGCUUUUGGGAAGCCCCUGGUGGAGCAGGGCACAGUGCUGGCGGACAUUGCGCAGUCGCGUGUGGAGAUUGAGCAGGCACGGCUGCUGGUGCUGAGAGCUGCCCACCUCAUGGACCUGGCAGGAAACAAGGCUGCAGCCUUGGAUAUAGCCAUGAUUAAAAUGGUCGCCCCGUCCAUGGCUUCCCGAGUGAUUGAUCGUGCGAUUCAGGUGCCACAGGGACCGGGAAGAUGGUUGUUAUGGGCCAUCAAGAGCAGGCUAUCAUUCCUGGGGCUGUUGGAGACAAGGGCUGACCCAGGGCUGCCUCCCUCCACCCUGUGUCUGCCAGGCCUUUGGAGCAGCAGGCCUGAGCAGCGACUACCCACUGGCUCAGUUCUUCACCUGGGCCCGAGCCCUGCGCUUUGCCGACGGCCCUGACGAGGUGCACCGGGCCACGGUGGCCAAGCUAGAGCUGAAGCACCGCAUUUAGAGCCUUGGGGCUGCAGUGGCUCAAUGUCCUGGCUGGACCAGCUGUGCCCAGAUCUGUCACUGAUGUGCCUUGAAAGAUCCGGUGUUUGUGGCUCCUGCACCCUGCUCAGCAGCUCUGUCCCGGGACAGUCAGGGUGGACUCAAGCUUUCUGGUUCUCCACAGAAGACGUCUCUGCAAGAAGCCUGGAGUCUGUUUCAGGCCAGGAGGAGGGGAUUUGCUGAGGGCCAAGGGGGGUUCUGGGACAGAGUCUGGAAAGCUGGUCUUCAGGCUCUCAGUCCCAGGCUGGGCAGGCACGGUCACUUCACUUCAGCCUUUCAGUCCCUCUCUCUGCCUGUGGGAAUCUGGACACAUUUUGGGAGGCCUCCCGAGGCUGUGGGACAUGCUUGCUCUGGCAGCUGCAGGGUUCCUGUCUGGCCUCCCUGGUGAGCAGAGGGGCGGCCACGACGGGCGGUGGCCUAGAGACCCAGGACCUGGGCGCCUGGGAAAAUGGAAUGCAACCCACAUUGUAAAGCCACUGGCAUCUGAUUAUCUCCAUUUGAACACACAGCACAGAACAAUCAUUUAAAUAUUAUUUUGGAAAGGGGUUUUGGGGACACAGAAGAAUAAGAAAACACAUCUCA
Gorilla gorilla gorilla (western lowland gorilla) is the source of this 4134-nucleotide messenger RNA. RefSeq names its product acyl-CoA dehydrogenase family member 10 (gene ACAD10). The coding region runs from base 217 to 3462 and encodes 1081 amino acids. Gene Ontology annotation, molecular function: flavin adenine dinucleotide binding; oxidoreductase activity, acting on the CH-CH group of donors. The transcript is spliced from 21 exons. Lineage: Eukaryota; Metazoa; Chordata; Mammalia; Primates; Hominidae. The record is from RefSeq and is a predicted model, not a curated record.